This is a messenger RNA of Sardina pilchardus (European sardine), 2381 nucleotides long. RefSeq names its product sorting nexin-1-like. The record is from RefSeq and is a predicted model, not a curated record. NCBI's taxonomy places the organism in Eukaryota, Metazoa, Chordata, Actinopteri, Clupeiformes, Clupeidae. Gene Ontology annotation, biological process: early endosome to Golgi transport; intracellular protein transport. Gene Ontology annotation, molecular function: phosphatidylinositol binding. Bases 196 to 1758 code for a protein of 520 amino acids. Gene Ontology annotation, cellular component: endosome membrane; endosome. The transcript has 15 exons.
AGUGGAAGAUGGAGGGAGGUAAAUGACAGUGUAGACGUUUGGGAAAUCGAUCGCUGGACAUCACAGUAUCAUUUGUCAGUCACAGUUGCAAGUAAAUUGUUAGAAAUUGUUAGAUAAUUACAUUAGUAUUGUAUCACCGAUAAGCACGACAGUUUUGGUCAUUUUUAAACGUUAGCAUUAACACAACAUCCAAGUAUGGAGGCUAGCACAGAGCGUAAUCCACCGCCAUUCCCUGAUCCAAUGGACCGAGAAACAAAUUCGAAUAAAUUAGAGGAGGAAAGUGACGACGAGGGUGAAGACAUUUUUACUGGCAAUAUGAAAUCCACCUCUGGCACCCCAGUAAACCAGAUGCCAACCGACAUCUUCACUGAGGAAGGAUCAGGCACAACUGUACAGUCCCACAGAGUGCUCCAGCAGGAUGCGAAUGGUCUACGUUCUGAUGAUGAGCAAGACUUGUUUGCAGAGGCAACUGUGGAGCUGUCCAUAGACAAGGUUAACAACAGAGAAAGAAAAGAAGUGACAAGGCCAAGCUCUUCUGUACAGGACAUUUCUUCCAAGUCUAGUGCGACAAAUAAGUCCUUGGAAGAGUGGGAAGAGGAAGAGAGCAGAGACAAGUUUGAAUUAAAUAUUGCUGUGACUAAUCCUGAGAAAGUUGGAGAUGGCAUGAAUGCUUACAUGGCCUAUAAAGUGUCCACUCAGACCACUCUACCAAUGUUCAAGAGCACAACAUUUUCUGUGAGGAGAAGAUUUAGUGAUUUCCUGGGACUGUCUGAGAAACUUUCGGAGAAGCAUUCACACCAUGGGUAUAUUGUGCCACCACCCCCAGAGAAGAGUGUUGUAGGAAUGACUAAAGUGAAAGUGGGAAAGGAAGAUAACUCCUCAGCAGAGUUUGUCGAGAGGCGGAGAGCAGCACUGGAGAGGUACCUGAAGAGAGUGGUUUCACACCAGACCUUGCUGCAAGACCCAGAUGUCAGGGAGUUUUUAGAGAAAGAUGAGUUACCAAGGGCAGUGAGUACGCAAGCAUUGAGUGGAGCCGGCUUCUUAAAGAUGAUCAACAAGGCAUCAGAUGCAGUUAACAAAAUGACAAUCAAGAUGAAUGAGUCAGACAAUUGGUUUGAGGAAAAGUUUCAGGAGGUAGAGAAUGAGGAGCAGCAACUUAGAAAGCUUCAUACAGUGGUGGAUGCUCUUGUCAAUCACAGAAAAGAAUUGUGUGUGAACACGGCUGUGUUUGCAAAGAGUAUGGCAAUGCUGGGAACCUCUGAGGACAACACUGCAUUAUCCAGAGCUCUGUCCCAGCUAGCAGAAGUGGAAGACAAAAUGGAGCAACUGCACCAGGAGCAGGCCUGCAGCGACUUCUUUCUCUUUGCAGAACUGCUAGCCGACUACAUACGACUACUAGGAGCCGUGCGGAAUUCAUUUGACCACCGAAUGAAGACUUGGCAGAAGUGGCAGGAUGCACAGAACACUCUACAAAAGAAGCGGGAAGUUGAGGCAAAACUUUUGUGGGCUAACAAGCCAGACAAAUUACAUCAAGCAAAAGAGGAGAUUACAGAGUGGGAGGCUAAAGUCACCCAAUAUGAGAGAGACUUUGAGAGGAUCUGCACGACAGUUCGUCAAGAGGUUCUCAGGUUUGAGAAAGAAAAGGCAAGGGAUUUCAAAAUCCACAUUAUUAAGUAUCUAGAGUCUCUCCUACUCUCUCAACAAAGGAUCAUCAAGUACUGGGAGGCAUUCCUACCUGAGGCAAAGGCAAUUGUAUGAAUGAAAGCACUACCAAGAAGAGACGCUUUGAACACACUUGACAUAACAACUUGAACAUGACAGAAACCUCUUUUGAAACCUGUCAUUUCUUUGGUAGUUCUAUGGUGUUGCUCAUGUCUGUACUUUAAUUUUCCAGGUUACUCAGUUUCUAUGCCUUAGAGGGAAUUAAUACACAAAAAGAACUGUUUUUGGCUCCCCACUGUGUGUAUAUACAAGAGCUGGAAAGAGCCAAGAUACAAGAAUGGUUUUCAAACGUGUGGUCAAGCAGAAGAUUGUAUUGCAGCAAAUAAUCUGUACAAGCUGACAACAGCUCCUGUGUUACCAAACAAAGAACAUUUGGCUUGGGGAGCAAAUCACAUACAGUACCUUUUAAAUAUUUUGAUUCCACCUUUGAUUCAGCAAAAGACAGUUGAAGUUGAUUUCCAUAAAGUAAACGUAAUGGUAGUGUUGACAUUGUGUUUUCAAGCUCUGCUCUAUUUCAGACUGCAAAUACGUGAUCUAACCAGCUACGGGUGUCUGAUUUCUGCAGACUGGGUGUUCACCUGUUCUGCAGCUCAGUUACAUUCCUUGUGUACUUUCUUAUAAGAACAGGAGUAUUAUUCAUAAUAAAAUUAUACAUUUUA